AUGUUUCACCGAGGAGAUGAACACGAAAACGACACACUUUUCCCACAAGCGACGCAUAAAGUCUUAAAGAAAAUCUAUCUAUCUAUCUAUCUAUCUAUCUAUCUAUCUAUCUAUCUAUCUAUGUCGAUUUGUUCAUAUCUAUCUAUCUAUCUAUCUAUCUAUCUAUCUAUCUAUGUUCAUAACUAUGUCGAUUUGUUCAUAUCUAUCUAUCUAUCUAUCUAUCUAUCUAUGUUCAUAUCUAUGUCGAUUUGUUCAUAUCUAUCUAUCUAUCUAUGUCGAUUUUUUCAUAUCUAUCUAUCUAUCUAUCUAUCUAUCUAUCUAUCUAUCUAUCUAUCUAUGUCUAUUUGUUUACAAAUCCAGAAAAAAUUAAGCAUUUCUACAUUUGAUGCUCUGCGUCCAUUAUUUUUUGGGCUGCAAAAAUCUAUCUAUGUUAAUAUCUAUGUCGAUUUGUUCAUAUCUAUCUAUCUAUCUAUCUAUCUAUCUAUCUAUCUAUCUAUCUAUCUAUCUAUCUAUCUAUGUUUAUUUGUCCAUAUCUAUCUAUCUAUCUAUCUAUCUAUCUAUCUAUGUCUAUUUAUUUAA
Acanthosepion pharaonis is the source of this 579-nucleotide messenger RNA. The record is from the annotation of a GenBank genome assembly. Lineage: Eukaryota; Metazoa; Mollusca; Cephalopoda; Sepiida; Sepiidae.